AUUGUUGCCUGUUGGUCUCAACCAAGUUACGAGAGUUCUAGAUUCCGAAACAAGCUCGGACCUCGACCUCGAUCUCUGCUUGGUUUUUUGGUUUUUUUCUACCUGGAUGUGUGAAAUUUUUCCCUCAGACGCUCACCAUAAGAAGAUAAAUUCCCUAAUACACGAGAAGCGACGCGACCCGGCCAGUAAUCCGACCCCAAAAGCAUCGACUUCCACUAUUUUCUAUUUUUUAUCAGACUCAAAUUCAGCAAUUUUUCAGGUAAAUACUGAAAUUUGGGUUGCUUCUAUGAGCCGAUUAGACCAUUGUAUGACGCUUCAUGAGUAGGUAAUGAAGGGUUUCUGUGAGAGAGCUGUUGCUUCAGAUUUUUCUUCAAAAACUUUAACAGAUACCUCAAAUAGAAGCCCGACAUCCUUAACUUCAGACCCAGGAAUCAGUGAUAGUAAGUUCCCCAAGGCCUCCUUAUGGUCAAGUUUCUUUGCAUCUGCUUUCUCGGUCUUUGAAACACAUAGUGAGCCAUCAGGUAGUGAAAACAAGGCAUCUCAUAGUGAUUCACCAGCUUAUGAAGUCCAUGCCAAACAAAAUGGGUGGACAGCCGCUGUGAAAAAGGCUGUGGCUAUUGGCUCAAUGAGGAGACUUCAGGAGCGUGUGCUAGGGUCAACCAGGACUGGCAUUUCUAGCUCAACUAGUGACAUAUGGCUUUUAGGUGUGUGCUAUAGAAUCUCACAAGAGUCAUCUGGAGAUGCUGAUACUAGCAAUGGAGUACCAGCAUUUGAACGAGAUUUUUCAUCAAGAAUUUUGAUGACAUAUCGAAAAGGUUUUGAUGCUAUUGAAGAUUCAAAAUAUACCAGUGAUGUAAACUGGGGUUGCAUGCUUCGCAGUAGUCAGAUGCUUGCUGCUCAGGCGUUGCUUUUUCAUCGAUUAGGGAGAUCUUGGAGGAAACCUCUGCAAAAGCCGCUGGAUCGCGAAUACAUUGAGAUUCUUCACUAUUUUGGGGAUUCUGAGGCAUCACCUUUCUCUAUCCACAACCUUCUUCAAGCUGGAAAGGCUUAUGACCUAGCUGCUGGGUCAUGGAUGGGCCCUUAUGCCAUGUGCCGCACAUGGGAAACUCUAGCCCGCUUUCAAAGAGUAGUAACUGACCUUGAGGACCAGCCACUUCCUAUGGCUAUUUAUAUUGUUUCUGGAGAUGAAGAUGGGGAGCGAGGUGGAGCUCCUGUUCUUUGCAUUGAAGAUGCCUCGAGGCAUUGUUGUGAGUUUUCAAGAGGUCAAGCUGAUUGGACACCCAUUCUUUUAUUGGUUCCUUUGGUUCUUGGACUUGAAGAAGUCAAUCCCAGAUAUAUUCCUUUGUUGCGGGCAACAUUUAUGUUCCCACAGAGCCUUGGCAUCUUAGGUGGGAAGCCUGGGGCUUCAACAUACAUUGUUGGUGUGCAAGAUGAAAAAGCUUUCUUCCUUGAUCCACACGAUACUCAACCGGUAGUUAACAUUAGUAGGGAUGAUGUAGAGGCUGAUACAUCAUCUUACCACUGCAAUAUCAUUCGGCACAUAUCGUUGGACUCAAUUGAUCCAUCCUUAGCAAUUGGAUUUUAUUGUCGAGACAAAGAUGAUUUUGAUGAUUUUUGUCUCCGGGCGUCCAAGCUAGCUGAUGAAUCAAAUGGUGCCCCAUUAUUUACCGUGGCUCAGAAGCAUAAUUUGUCGAAACCAGUUAGUCACUCUGAAUCUUCGGUCAGCACUGAUGGGCUCCAACAUGAUGAUUCCUUUGGUGUGGUGGCCAUGAGUGAUGCCGAGGGCCAUGCACAUGAGGAUGAGUGGCAACUCCUUUGAUUAAAGUUAACUUGGUGGGUUCUCAGGCCGGCAAGAAGAUUGAAAAUUGUUUUACAUGAUUUGAUUUGUGUUGGGUCUUAUAUGUGCUAAUUCCGCGAAGUUCAGCCUUGCUCCUCCAGUUGAUUGGAUCUUACAUUUGUAGAAAGUACAUUAAAUUACUACAAUUCUUUUUAUGUAUUCUAUCAAUAAAUUUUCAAGUGUUAAUAUGAUAAAUUAAUUGGAGAUUGUUA
Juglans regia (Persian walnut) is the source of this 2049-nucleotide messenger RNA. Its product is annotated as cysteine protease ATG4-like. The transcript has 9 exons. Bases 329 to 1819 code for a protein of 496 amino acids. Gene Ontology annotation, molecular function: protein-phosphatidylethanolamide deconjugating activity. The record is from RefSeq and is a predicted model, not a curated record. Lineage: Eukaryota; Viridiplantae; Streptophyta; Magnoliopsida; Fagales; Juglandaceae.